GCCAGGAAGAAGAAAGACAAAAAACCCAGUUGAAAAAUUCAAAAUGAGCUUCUGAAAUCUGAACUACCCACCCAGGGCGCUUUGAUUGCAGCUUCUAACUUUGAUUUUCUCUUUUUGAAAUCAUCCUUCCAAUACCUAAAUCUUCACUUCCCCACAGAUCAAUUUUUGUUCUUCUUUUGACUUUGAAUCUUUUUAACUUUACCCAUUUAGUUGUUUUGAUUGAUUGUUCUUACCUCUGUGUUUUUUCUUAUUACGUCUGCAUUUCCAACUUUGAGAGGGUGGGUGAUGUUUGCAGCAACACAAGGAGUAGUUGUGUUUCCUGCUUACGCCAAUUAGAAGUUAGCACAUCUCAUUCAUCUAUCACAGUCGGUAAAUCUUAGACAUGCCAAUCCUUGGAACAAGAGCGACGACGAUCUUCAUUACCACCGCUAACAACAUGGGUACCCCUUCUUCCUUCCAUGAGUUCAAGAAGCAAGCUUCUUUCUUCCUUAAAGAGAAGAUCAAGACGGCACGGUUGGCUUUGACUGAUGUUACCCCAGCACAACUUUUGACAGAAGAAGCCACGAACGAGAAUCCAUGGUCUCCUGACACAAAAACAAUGGGUUUGAUAUCGAGGGCUGCUUUCGAAAUCGAUGAUUAUUGGAGAAUUGUGGAUAUUCUGCACAAAAGGUUGUCCAGAUUUGAUAGAAAUAAUUGGAGAAUCUCCUACAAAGCUUUGAUCUUACUGGAACACCUUUUGACCCACGGACCGGGGAGUAUUGCGGAGGAGUUUGAGACUGAUAAAGAUAUUAUUCGGGAAAUGGAGAGCUUCCAAUAUAUUGAUGAGAGAGGAUUCAACUGGGGCCUCACUGUGAGGAACAAAUCCGAGAGGGUAUUAAAGCUUCUGGAAAAGGGGCCACUUCUGAAAGAAGAGAGGGAUCGAGCUCGCAAGCUAACCCGUGGCAUUGAAGGGUUUGGCAGCUUCAGCCAUCGCCCUUCCUCAACUGAAGCAACAAGCUUCAGAGACUCAUCCAUGAAAACGUAUGGGAGGAGCCAUUCAGAGUAUAACGAUCGUGGGGAUUCUGAUCAUGGGGAUUCUGAUCUGUUCUCCUUCCAUUAUUCUGAGGAAGGUCAGAGAGAGAUAAAAAAGAAGCAGAUUGACACUGGUCUUGAAGAAAGCAAGGCUCCAACAGAGGAACUUAUUCCAGAACUCCAAGAAUGGGACUCCAAACGGGAAUCAAUACCUCUUUUGGAUGAUCAGAAAGAUAAGCUUAAGGUGGGAUUUUCCAUUGAAGAAGAUCAUCCAUUCAUCAGUUCUGAACUACAGAGUUCCAGAAAUAAAAUCUUACAAGAAGGUUGAGCUGUAGCUAGAGUUUCUGAAACCAGCAAGUGGGAGAGACACCUUGUCUGCGGGUUACUUACAGUUGAUUCAUGGGUUUGAAUCAAUUGAUCAGUUUCUUUAUGUUGUGUGUUAAUGAGAAAGCAGAGAUACUGUAUGUAUUAAAGUUGUACUUUUGAUUACAAGAAGUUCAUCAGUGGAAAUUCUGUUUUGUGUGCCA
Molecule: messenger RNA, 1538 nt
Organism: Macadamia integrifolia
Lineage: Eukaryota; Viridiplantae; Streptophyta; Magnoliopsida; Proteales; Proteaceae
Product: epsin-3-like
Exons: 4
Coding region: 383-1339 (318 amino acids)
Biological process (GO): endocytosis
Cellular component (GO): clathrin vesicle coat; endosome; plasma membrane
Molecular function (GO): phospholipid binding; clathrin binding
Source: RefSeq, a predicted model, not a curated record